Molecule: messenger RNA, 795 nt
Organism: Cooperia oncophora
Lineage: Eukaryota; Metazoa; Nematoda; Chromadorea; Rhabditida; Trichostrongylidae
Source: the annotation of a GenBank genome assembly
AUGGACAGGAUUGCUCAAAGGAUAUUCGACAUCGUUUCGGCCCAAUCGCCUCUUCUCCUGGUAGCAGUGGGCGAUCAUGGCAUGACCAAUGCCGGCUCCCAUGGUGGAGGAAGUGAAGCUGAAACGAAAGUUCCAAUGGUGUUUUUGCACUCUAAAGUAAGCAUCAAGCUGGCUGGAAGUAUGGAUGGUAGGUCAGCAGAACAAGUUGAUUUGGCCAGCACUCUUCCGUUCUUUCUUCGUGUGCCGAUUCCGUCGGACAGCAUAGGUGUGUCCCUGAUUCCACAGCUUGCUUCCCACUGGCAGCUGAACGACUCGAACGUCUUCUCUGCUGCUUUGCAAUCAGCUAUUCACUACUCCAAAUUUGCAGAUGAUCCCUCUCUGCUUGCCCUCUCCGACGUGGACGGCGAAGAACGUUGUCAAAUAGCGAAGACUUUCAUAGCGGAUGCUAGAGGACCAUUGGCAAUGGAGGAGAAUAGACAAGCUCAGCGAAAGAUCAUCCAAGCGCAGGAGCAAGCGUUUCGAUGGCCAAUCUUCGUCUCAUUGGUCUUAAUCGUUCUAAGUUUCAUUUCGUUAUCCGGUGCUUAUCAAAUCUACACUUCUGGACGUCACACAUCGCGGACCGUGGUUAAUCGAUCAUUGACAAUUUUCUUCCAUAGCCCUCAAGAAGUUGUACUAUCCCAUGAUCUUUUGGCCAUUACAGGACGUUGCUCCGAAUUCGUUAUGACUACUCAGCCUGCUCAGCCUCUUCGUUUUUGUCCUCUACCAUCUCUCAUCCUAUUCGACAAGUCUUAUUGA